Messenger RNA from Colletotrichum graminicola M1.001, 2229 nucleotides. RefSeq names its product multicopper oxidase. Gene Ontology annotation, molecular function: copper ion binding; oxidoreductase activity. Lineage: Eukaryota; Fungi; Ascomycota; Sordariomycetes; Glomerellales; Glomerellaceae. The record is from RefSeq and is a predicted model, not a curated record. The transcript is spliced from 7 exons. The coding region runs from base 1 to 2229 and encodes 742 amino acids.
AUGAGCUCUGGUCUAGUCCCGCGGGACGGGACAGGCGAGGAGCAGCACCCCAUGCUCGGGGUCAGAUCGUUUUCAGACACUGAUGUGGAGGACCGAUUGCUAUCCGACGCAGCCGGAUUCAGUGAGAAGGACAACUACAAACGCUAUGCGGGCCACAAGAAAACCUUCAGGUGGAUUAUGGUCCUCACUUGCAUUUCCAUUCUGACACUCAUUCCCUUCAUUUUUGCUCAAUUCUUCAACGUACAAUCCAAGGCGCAGCCAUCGGAGCCUUCUCACGAUGAAGCAAGCGAACAGCAGCAAGAAAGUCCGCCAGCGCCGCCGCCAGCGCCUGAGCCAGUUCCGGAAUUGACAACGUCAAUUACGCCUACAACCACCUUGUCCUUGGCCCCUACGCAGACACCGUCGGUCAAGUUGACGCCGGAACAGGAAUUCAACCUAAAGACUGGAUUCGCUAUUUCUAAUAUGACUUCACUGCGGGAGUAUGUGUUCAACAUCACUCGCGCACAGCACUCGCCUGAUGGGUUUGAGAAGUCGAUGAUCAAAGUGAACGGCCAAUCCCCUGGACCCCUCAUUGAAGCAAAUACCGGUGACACGAUCCGCGUCACGGUUCACAACCACAUGUUGGAGGAGAGCACAACGAUUCACUGGCACGGCAUCGAUCAGAGAAAUUCCGUGUGGAUGGACGGUGUUCAGGGAAUUACUCAAUGCGCCAUUCCUCCGGGGGAAAGUUUCACUUACGAGUUCAACGUCACCGACCAACGAGGGACGUUUUGGUGGCACGCUCACGUUUCGGUUCAAGUCACGGAUGGACUCUUUGGACCUCUGAUUAUCCAUGACCCUGAUGAACAAAUACCACAUAUAGAUGACGAUAAGAUUCUUAUGGUUGGAGACCUAUUCCACGAAUAUGCAGACACUCUCCUUUCUCAGUACCUGAGCGCCACUCCACCGUGGGCUCCCAAGAAACCGGGUAGAGAGCCUCCACCGGACAACGUUAUCAUCAAUGGCAUGAACACCUUCAACUGUUCUAGUGUGGCAUCCCACAACGCAGGCGACGGAAAGUCUAGCGAAGAGCACAGUGGCCAUCACAUGGGAGACCACAACUCGGCAAGAGAUUCCAAGUGUACCGGGGGCUCUCUCUUCAAUACGCGCAUCAAGAGCGGAUCGAAGGCUCGAUUGCGUCUUAUUAACCAUGGCACAUCGACCCCGAUAGUUGUGACUGUCGACAACCAUACUCUUGAGAUUAUCGAGAUUGACGGGGUCGAAGUGGCCCCGAUCGCGACCACACGCGUUUAUAUGAACCCUGGCCAGCGUUACUCUGUCAUCGUCAACGCUAACCAGACCGCUGGAAACUACCUGAUCCGUGCAGACGCAGCCAUCCGAUGCUUUCACAUGUCUCACAAGACCAACGAAGCCAUGUCGGGGAUGCAUGGUAAGCCCUUUGGUGCUACCGCCAUCCUAUCAUACGAUGAGACGGAUGUCGGCGUCGCGCCCAUUGGAAAGGCAUGGGACCUGGAAAGCAAGUCGAACCUGCAAAUCGGCAAGGAGCCAUGGGGGAAGAGAUGCGAGGAUCUGCCGUUCGACCUUCCAAAGCCGAUGAGAAACAGGCCUGCGUACGAUGUUGGGGAGAGGAACCAUCACUACUUUACGUUUAGACAAGACCGCGUAGGGGACGUCGUUCGCACUCAUGUGAACAAGACUCUAUACACCCCACUCAAGGACGACGCAUCGCUUUGGAAAGUUUUGCAGCAGGAUAUCACACCGGAGAACCUAAACUCGCCGGAGCCGAAGUUGGAUUUUGGACAGGACCAGUUCGUUUUGGUUUCCCAGGACAACAAGGCUGCGCAAAUUGUGGUGAAUUCUGACGCUAUGAUGGUUCACCCUUGGCACUUGCAUGGUCAAAACUUCCAAGUCAUCGGAUGGGGCAAGGGUUUGUUCGGGGCCACUAAGACGACCUGGAACUUUGACAACCCAAUGCGUCGUGACACGAUCACAAUACCUGGCUUUUCGCAUAUUGUGAUUCGCAUUCUUGCAGACAACCCUGGGGUCUGGGCUUUCCACUGUCACUAUCUCUGGCACGCCGAAGCUGGCAUGUUUGUCUCGAUUGCUCAGCGUAUGGGCGAGCUCUCUAAUCUGCUGGGCACACUGGAUGCCAAUGGUGAUAUUGGAGCCAUCAAGAAGAAGUUUUGCCCUACGCAGAACGCACAAGCCGCUCCCGCUGUGCCACAUUAG